CCCGAUUCGACCAAUCACAUCACCUAUUUUGUGGCCUGACGUCACGACCUUUUUGAAAAUUUCGGUGAAAGGUCCAAGUUUUCGCUGAUGGUGCUGUGGUUUCCUUUGUACAUUCCGAUAUAGACUGUUACAGUAUGGCACAAAUACCUCGUAGCUUCCGUCUUCUCGAGGAAUUGGAAAAGGGCGAAAAAGGUAUUGGUGAUGGCACAUGCAGUUACGGUUUGGCCGACGACGACAUGCUCAUGCAUCACUGGCACGCCACCAUUUUGGGCCCUCCUCAUUGUGUCCAUGAGAACCGAAUCUACAGCUUAAAGAUUUAUUGCGACGACAACUAUCCUAAUGCGCCACCCAUGGUGCAGUUCACUUCGAGAAUCAACUUGCCGAGUGUGAAUCCUCAGAAUGGCAGGGUAGGACAAAAAAACAAGCGGACGGGAAAAAGGGGGGAAUGCCAAUGGCUCAGAUGAACUUAACUUCUUUGACGGUUGCAUUUGGUUAGGUUGAUCCUCAAAAGUUGCCUUGUCUUGCCCAAUGGAAUCGCUCCAAUACUUUGGAAACGGUCUUGAUAAGUUUGAGAAGGUAGGUCACCUGCAAGAGUGUGGCAAUGACAAAGUUCGGGAUUGGCUUAUUUCGGGAUAUGGUUUUUCUUCUUUCUAGGGAAAUGGGCACGGUCGGUAGAAAACUCCCUCAACCCCCGGAGGGAUCCACAUUCUAAAUACCACGAUGCAUUUUUUUAUUCAAGCACCUUUUUUUUCAAAUCCACAGUUUUAAUAUAAAGCGCAUUGGCCUGA
Molecule: messenger RNA, 788 nt
Organism: Radiomyces spectabilis
Lineage: Eukaryota; Fungi; Mucoromycota; Mucoromycetes; Mucorales; Radiomycetaceae
Product: ubiquitin-conjugating enzyme/RWD-like protein
Exons: 3
Coding region: 135-464 (109 amino acids)
Biological process (GO): protein K63-linked ubiquitination; DNA damage tolerance
Cellular component (GO): nucleus
Source: RefSeq, a predicted model, not a curated record